CUUAAUUGUAUUGGAUCAUGUCUCCUACAAAGAUUGAACGAGCUGAAAAAAGAAAAAGAGAAGACGAUGUUCUUGCCCUUAAAAAAGAUAAAAAAUUGAAGAAAGAAAAGAAGGAUAAGAAAGACAAAAAAGAUAAAAAGGAAAAGAAAAAUAAAAAGGAAAAGAAAGAUAAAAAGGAAAAGAAAGAUAAAAAAGAAGAUGAUAAAGAGAAUGUAAAAGCAGAUUCCAUUUCUGAUUCUCAGAAAACCGAAAAAAUGGACAUUGUCAACAAGGCACCUGAAAGUGCUACUAAAAAGAAUGUUGAAAUUCUUGCCACAUACAAAUACGAAGAAGAUAAACAGCUGUCAGAACUUCCUCAAAGUGUCAUUGACAAUUUUUAUAAAGAACACACUAUUGAAAUUACUGGUGAUCUUAAACUUAGACCUAUCUUAGAAUUCAAAUACGCCAAUCUUCCUAACAAUAUAUUAGACGUUGUCAAAAAUUUUGAAAGACCUACACCCAUUCAAGCAUCUACUUGGCCUAUCACCCUUUCAGGACGUGAUAUUAUCGGUAUUGCAGAAACAGGUUCAGGUAAAACACUGGCUUUUACUAUUCCAGGCUUGGUGCAUAUUGCCACUAAAUUGAAAAAGGGUAAGAAGUCAGGCAAACCCAGCAUGUUAGUUGUUUCUCCUACUCGUGAGUUAGCCAUGCAAAGUGCCGAACAAGCUGAAGCUGCUGGCAAGUCCAUCGGUAUUUCCUCUAUCUGUGUUUAUGGUGGUGUCGAUAAACAGCCUCAACGUAGAGCUCUUAAUAAGGGUGUCGAUAUCGUGAUUGCUACACCUGGUCGUUUAAUUGAUCUUAUUAAUGAAGGAGCAUGUGAUUUAUCUGAAGUUUCCUUCAUGGUUUUGGAUGAAGCUGAUCGUAUGUUGGAUGAUGGUUUUGAAAAAGAUAUUCGAGCUAUUAUGGGUUAUACUCCUAAAGAUCGUCAGACAGUCAUGUUUUCUGCUACUUGGCCUGAAAGUGUUCGUAAACUUGCUAGUGAUUUCUUAAAUAAUCCUAUGCGUGUUACUAUUGGUUCUCCUGAUCUUGCUGCCUCUCAGAAUGUUCAACAAAUUGUUAAAGUGAUCCAAAACCCUAGAGAUAAAGAGCGUCAUCUUUUAGAUUUAUUGAAAAAGGUGCACAAGUCUCGUACAAACCGUGUCUUGAUCUUUGCACUUUAUAAGAAGGAAGCAAUGCGUAUUGAAAGAUCAUUAGAAUACCAUGGUUACAAGGUUGUUGGUAUUCAUGGUGAUAAAAACCAACAGCAACGUACUGACGCUUUAAAUGCCUUUAAGGAUGGUUCUUUUCCUUUAAUGAUUGCUACUGACGUUGCUGCUCGUGGUCUUGAUAUCCCUGAUGUCGAAUACGUCAUCAAUCUUACAUUUCCUCUUACAAUUGAAGCUUAUGUUCAUCGUAUUGGUCGUACGGGACGUGGUGGUAAGAAAGGUACAGCUUAUACUUUCUUUACACCCGAGGAUAAAGCACAUUCAGGUGAAUUAAUAAAUGUAUUGAAGCAAGCUAAUAUGGAAGUACCCGAUGAAUUAAUGGCAUUUGGUACAACUGUUAAAAAGAAGACUCAUAGUGUAUAUGGUGCCUUCUUUAAGGAUACCACAGGAGAAGUUAAAAAGCCUACAAAGAUUAUUUUUGAUUAAACUAUAAUGUCUUUUAUUUGUUGAAUAAAAUAUUUUAUUACUGAUAUUUAGAUAUAGAAUAAUAAUAACUCAAGUUGAAAUUCUACCUAGUAUUUUAGUAUAAAUAUAAAUGUAUAUAUAUUUAUUAGAAGAAAAAAAAAAUAAAC
This is a messenger RNA of Cokeromyces recurvatus, 1816 nucleotides long. Its product is annotated as P-loop containing nucleoside triphosphate hydrolase protein. The coding region runs from base 18 to 1670 and encodes 550 amino acids. Lineage: Eukaryota; Fungi; Mucoromycota; Mucoromycetes; Mucorales; Mucoraceae. Gene Ontology annotation, cellular component: nucleolus. The transcript has 2 exons. Gene Ontology annotation, biological process: rRNA processing. The record is from RefSeq and is a predicted model, not a curated record. Gene Ontology annotation, molecular function: RNA helicase activity; ATP binding; RNA binding.